Molecule: messenger RNA, 1294 nt
Organism: Striga asiatica
Lineage: Eukaryota; Viridiplantae; Streptophyta; Magnoliopsida; Lamiales; Orobanchaceae
Source: the annotation of a GenBank genome assembly
UGCGACUCUUCCGCCGGCCGGCCCACACCCACACCACGGCUCUUAUCCGCCUCGACAGUCAAAAUGCUCCGCCCUAUCGCCACCGCCUCCACCACCCCCGUCCUUCCCACCGUCAAGCUCCACAACCCCCUAAAAUCAAACCACCCGCCACCCGCAAUACGCAGAAAACCAUUUGUCCUGUCAAGUCUAACCCUCACGAAAACCCUCACCAGGAAUAGAGCUCUCCGAUUCGCCGCCACCAGCUCCGAAAGUACCUCCGAGAAUGAGUGGGAAUUUCGGGACGCAGAAAUUGGGGAAGAUAACGGCGGCGGCGAUGAGGGCUGCCCCUGGGAAGGCGCGAUUGUGUACAAGAGGAACGCCGCUGUACUGCAUUUGGAGUACUGCACGACUCUCGAGAGAUUAGGGUUGGGGAGGGUCUCGUCGGCGGUGUCGAGGAAUCGGGCCUCACAGAUGGGCCUGCGAGUGGUGAGGCCCGUGAGGGACUCUCCGGACGGGACGCCGGUUUUGGUCUCUGUGGGUGUUACGAGGAGGAAGCAAAAGCUGCGGCUGGACGGAAUUGUUAGGACUGUCCUUGCUCUUAACUGCAACAGGUGUGGGGAGCCAGCUGCCCAGAGCUUGUACUUGGAUUUCUCGCUUUUGCUGUGCGAACAACCAAUCCCAGCAGAGGACACUAUAAACAUGGGUGUCAUAUUUGGAGACGACAAAUCCAAGAAUUUUGGAAUGGAGGAUAAUGAGGAGAAUGAAGAUGCCUCUAUUGACUUAGACGAUCAGUUAUAUUUUCCUGUUGGUGAGAAAACAAUCGACAUCUCGAAAAACAUAAGGGACCUCAUACACUUGGAGAUCAACUUUAAUGCAGUCUGUGAUCCUGGCUGCAAAGGACUCUGCCUAAAUUGUGGUGCUAACCUCAAUAUCAAUAAGUGUUCGUGUAAGGAGGAUGUGAAGGAAAAAAGUUACCGGCCUCUUGGAGAUUUAAGAAAGCAAAUGCAGCAAAGUUGAAAAGUUGAACUAUGGGCCUCUUGGGGUAUCUUCUGCCCGGACUUAUAAUUGAAUGUAUUGUAAUAUCUUUCCAUCUUUUUUUUAUUUUUAUAUUCGUUUUGCUAAUGGCUCAUUAUGCAAAAUUGUGUUGAUAUGUGAUUUUUACCAAGAUUCGCGAGAGAUUUUGGCAGUCUGCAAUGUAAGAAAUAGUAUCAAAUGACGAGGAGUAAAUUAAACUGUAACUUUUCAAUGAAAUUUGGCUAAACUGCUGUCAUUAAGCCAACAAAAAUUGUUUUUCUUUCAUUUACUUUAUGCCAUC